Messenger RNA from Lachnellula hyalina, 354 nucleotides. RefSeq lists its product as uncharacterized. The record is from RefSeq and is a predicted model, not a curated record. The transcript has 2 exons. NCBI's taxonomy places the organism in Eukaryota, Fungi, Ascomycota, Leotiomycetes, Helotiales, Lachnaceae. Bases 1 to 354 code for a protein of 117 amino acids.
AUGCCUUCAUUAAUCUCACCAGAACCAUCCGUUCUUUCAACUUGGAAGAGGCCGGCGCCAACCAAAGUUGACCUUCCGUGGGCGGACAUCUCUAUAAUUGAUAUCUCAACUUUUGAUGAACCAGGAGGAAAGGAAAAGCUUGCGGAGCAGCUUCAACAUGCUGUUGAAACAACCGGCUUCUUUAGCAUAAUUGGCACAGGUUUUACGGAUGAGGAAGUGACGAGGCAGUACAGCAUUGGACAAGCGUUUAUGAAUCUGCCGAAAGAUAUCAAGGAUAAGCCGGAGCUGAGAUGUGAUUUUGGAAAGGGGAAUUAUUUCGGGUAUCGAGCGGCAAGUUUGAAAAAAAUCAUUUGA